Molecule: messenger RNA, 2425 nt
Organism: Nannospalax galili (Upper Galilee mountains blind mole rat)
Lineage: Eukaryota; Metazoa; Chordata; Mammalia; Rodentia; Spalacidae
Gene: Clic2
Product: chloride intracellular channel 2
Exons: 6
Coding region: 255-998 (247 amino acids)
Biological process (GO): chloride transmembrane transport; negative regulation of ryanodine-sensitive calcium-release channel activity
Molecular function (GO): chloride channel activity
Source: RefSeq, a predicted model, not a curated record
CCCCCACCCUUCUAGUCAGCCAGUUUACACACACCCUUCUGCUCCUCCUUGAUUGAAAUGCUAGGUCAAGAGGAAGAAGGAAAACAAAUUCAAGAGCUGCUCUUAAGCGUCUAGAACUUUCUGUGUCCCAUCCAUUAGGAGGAUACACUGGCCCCAGAUCAUCAACAUUCCUUGAGCUUUUGGAGAUAACUGAAAGAAGAGUCCAUCGGUAUUGUGGCCUCAGAAGGACACAGGGACUGACAACUGGCAGAAAGAUGGCAAGCCUAAGGCCCACCACUCAAGCAGACCCUGAAAUUGAACUUUUUGUGAAGGCUGGAAGUGAUGGGGAAAGUAUUGGAAAUUGUCCCUUUUGCCAACGUCUUUUCAUGAUCCUCUGGCUUAAAGGAGUUAAAUUUAAUGUAACUACUGUUGACAUGACCAGAAAGCCUGAAGAACUGAAGGACUUAGCCCCAGGUACCAACCCGCCCUUCUUGGUAUAUAACAAGGAGUUGAAAACAGACUUCAUUAAAAUUGAGGAGUUUCUAGAGCAGACACUGGCUCCUCCAAGGUAUCCCCAUCUGAGUCCCAAGUACAAGGAAUCCUUUGAUGUGGGCUGUAACCUCUUUGCCAAGUUUUCUGCAUACAUUAAGAACACUCAGAAAGAAGCAAAUAAGAAUUUUGAAAAAUCUCUGCUCAGAGAAUUUAAGCGUCUGGAUGACUACUUAAAUACCCCACUUCUGGAUGAAAUUGAUCAAGACAGUGCUGAGGAACUUACAGUUUCCAGAAGAUUGUUCUUGGAUGGGGAUCAGCUAACACUGGCUGACUGCAGCUUAUUACCUAAGCUGAAUAUUAUUAAAGUUGCUGCCAAGAAGUACCGUGAUUUUGACAUUCCAAUAGAAUUCUCAGGAGUCUGGCGCUAUCUCCACAAUGCCUACACCCGUGAAGAAUUUACCCACACAUGUCCCGAAGACAAAGAAAUUGAAAAUACCUAUGCAAGUGUGGCUAAACAAAAGAGUUAAGAGAACUCUUUCAGAAGAUAAGGUUUCCUUUGUUGUGAAUUUUCAUGUUCUAGCAUAUUAGAAAGCUUUCAGGGAGUAACAUGGAAAAUACUAUUCCGUCUAACUCAUUCAAUUAUAGAAGAGAACUCUAAAUUUUCCGUAUCUAGGUAGCUAUAAACAAUCUGACCUCCAUGUAUCUUGCGGAUCUUCAUAUUUUCACUUCAGUUUAUUUAUUCCUGUGACAAACCAUUGUAAUCUUGAGCAACAUGGAAAGUAUCCAGAUCUGUUGCUCUUGGAUUCAGUGCCUAGAAUGCAUAAUGUGUGUCUAAAGUUAUAAAUAACACAAGUAGAGCCACAAUCUCAAACUACUCCUUAGAAAUAAUUCCAUCUAAGUUAUUAUAAAAAUUUUAUAUUUUAUUUACUUUAAUGCAUACAUGAGUCUAAUUCUGAAGUGAAUAGUGAGCUCAAAGAAUGACCAUUUCAGAGAGGCUAAAACAAUGACUUAAAAAACAUUAAACAGAUCAAGACCAAUGGGUCAUAUAAGGGCAUGCAAUGCCUAGAAAUAUGAUCACAUCAUAAAGAUGACACUCUGGCCUUUGUGACUAGAUUUAUGAUUUUUACUAUUAUUGUUGCUCUUAUUGUUGUUAAAUAAGUAAGUAUUCAUUUGAUAAAACAUAAUUUUGUAAAAGGAAAUGAGGAAAUAAAUAGAAAACCUGAAAAGUCAAUUGUAUCUUUCACUCAAAUAAAUAAAAGGAAACUGAAAAGUUUGCCUGACAAAAAGGUCUUGAACUAUUCAUGAAAUGAUAGUAUAGUAGACCCUUGGAAGAUGAUUAUAAAGUUUUCUAUAGAAUUUUAAAUGUAUCAUAUGUAUUGAAGUUCAUAGCUGCCCUGCAUGUUAAAGUAUGCUUCAUACGUUAAAGUACUGUCAAGUCAUUCAAAUCCAGAAACAAAAGCUGAACUUGCCCUUGCUCCUUCAGAGGUGAAACCAGCAAAUGAGAAGUUUCCAAAAUGAAAAACAUGGCUAUCAUAAAAGAUAAGAUUUCAGUGAGAUAGUGUGUUUAACAGGUUUGCACCUGCUGGAGUUAAUAGCUUCUCUGAACAGAUCUGAUACAUUUUCAUUAAUAUUAUUUCAAAAAGUGAAGUUGCUUAAGAUUUCUGAUUUUAAGCAGCAAAGCAUCUCAGCAAAGUUUCUUCUAUGCCUUGAGAUUUAUUGACCUAAGUUUUUCUCAAAGACAGGGAUAAAGUAAGCUCCAGAAUAUAACAACAUGGACAUUUUUGACCAAAAAAGUGGUUAAAAACUUGCAUAUGUACUAAGAUGCGACGGACCAGCCCAGACCGGGGCAGUUCAGUCCGACGGGAACAGGGUCGUCGAGAGGGUGGACAAGGAGUUGGCAAGUGGCAAACAGACACAAAAGGAGCUUGAUGAAAGUCUGAGUGUAAUCUGUGCA